Molecule: messenger RNA, 2376 nt
Organism: Benincasa hispida (wax gourd)
Lineage: Eukaryota; Viridiplantae; Streptophyta; Magnoliopsida; Cucurbitales; Cucurbitaceae
Source: RefSeq, a predicted model, not a curated record
UGAAAUGUCGAGAAGGGGAGAAAGAAAAACCUUCUCAAACAAUUCAUGUGUUAAAGGGAUUUCAAAAAAGGGAAUAAUAAUAAUAACAAUAGUAAGGCCCAUGUUCGGUUAAUUUACGGAUACAAUGCAAUCUGGUGUCGUUUCAAAUUUGCCUGAGCCCUUGAGGGUCCAUUACAAAAGCAACCAGUCCGCCCGAUGCUUUAAGCCAUCUGCCUUCCUUCACGAAGAUGGAAUAUGCGUCUGAAAGGUGCCACUUCCUACAUAAUUCCCAAGCUUCACCGUCUCUCUUCCAUGAAAGAACUGGAACAGGCUCAAGCUUUUAUCGUCAAAACCGGUCUCUGUAAUCACAUUACUAUUAUGACGAAGCUAAUUGCAUUCUCAUCUCUUUCUCCAUCUGGAAGUCUCCCUCAUUCUCAUGCUCUUUUCCAAGAGACUUCCAUGGACGAUUCUUUCAUUUGUAACACCAUGAUUAGAGCCUAUUCCAACAGUGUUUUUCCCGUUAAAGCUUUGCUUAUUUACAACCAUAUGCAACGAAUGGAUGUUCAUUCUGAUCAUUUCACCUACAAUUUUGUGCUCAAGGUUUGCGCAAGAGCUAUCAAAUGCACUGAAAAGGACGACCAAUGUUUUGGGCAUGAUAUCAUUUCUCGCAAGGGUGCUGAAAUUCAUUCCCGCGUCCUGAAAUUGGGGCUUGAUCAAGAUCACCACGUUCAAAAUUCAUUGCUUCUAAUGUAUUCUGCAUGUGGUUUGGUAGUGUUUGCUCGUUUGAUUUUCGAUGAAAUGACUAUGAGAAGUGCUGUUUCCUGGAACAUUAUGGUGUCGGCUUAUAAUCGAGUUCAUGACUAUAAGUCAGCGGAUGUUCUUCUUGAAUUGAUGCCUCAGACAAAUGUAAUAUCUUGGAAUACCGUGUUGGCACGAUAUAUUAGGUUGAAUGAUCUUGUAGCAGCACGGAAAGUGUUUGAAGAAAUGCCUGAGAGGGACGUUGUAUCAUGGAAUUCUAUUAUUGCCGGGUAUGUGAAGGUCAAAGAUUAUAAGAGAGCUCUGGAGCUCUUCCAUAGCAUGAAACAGUCGAACAUUCGAGCAACCGAAGUAACGUUUAUUUCUAUAUUGGGCGCUUGUGCUGAAAUGGGUGCAUUGGAGAUGGGGAAGAAAAUCCACGAGUCCUUGAAAGAGAAGCAUUACAGAAUUAAAGGAUAUUUAGGUAAUGCCAUAGUAGAUAUGUACGCUAAAUGUGGGGAACUGCACUUAGCUUUGGAGGUAUUCAAUGAAAUGGAGAUGAAGCCUGUAAGUUGUUGGAAUGCGAUGAUUAUGGGUUUGGCAGUUCAUGGUCACUGUGAGAGAGCCUUGGAGAUGUUUGAUUCCAUGAAGGCGGAGCACGAUUAUCAAAAACCCAAUCGGAUAACUUUCAUUGCUCUUCUGAUUGCCUGUAGUCACAAGGGUCUGGUGGCAGAAGGACGCCAUUUUUUUAAUCUGAUGAUUACCAAAUACAAGAUAACGCCGGAUUUAAAGCACUAUGGUUGCAUGAUUGACCUUCUUAGCAGAUGGGGUUUUUUGCAAGAAGCCUACGUUAUGAUAAAAACUUGCCCUUUCAGUUCAUGCUCUAUUCUAUGGAGAACGUUGUUGGGUGGUUGUAGGGUACACAGGCAUGUAGAAUUGGGCGAGGAAUCGUUCCGCAAACUUGCAGAGUUGGAGCCAGGGAAGGAUGGGGAUUAUGUACUUUUGUCAAACAUCUACGCCGAAGAAGAGCGGUGGGAUGAUGUGGAGCGACUGAGAAACGAGAUGAUUGAUUAUGGAGUUUGUAAGAAAGCUGGAUCUAGUCACGUUUAAAUUCAAUGGCUCAAGGGUUCUGCAGGGUACGAGCUGAGGGCACUCCAUCAUGUUAAUGUUCAUAUCCACGGGUGGAUUUUUGGGUACAGUUUUAGUUGACCACACUGUUUAUUGUUUACGGAGUUUGUGAGUUUGUAUGUUUGUUACUGUUUGCAUAGUCCUCCAUACUGCACAGGGCUCCUGGGGACCCUUCUGAAGUAGGGAAAAAAAGGAUGGACCAUCAUGAAUUAGGCCCAAUUUCGCCAUUUCUGAUAUAUUUUUCAGUCAGUUCGUGGGGCUCAGCCACUGCUGUAGUGAUGGACCUUUAAUAUUAAUAUUGUCGUUUUCAAAAUUUAUUAGAAAAAUAUUGUUAUUUUGAAACUUAGAAAUAUUGUUGUUUUGAAAGUUCAAGACUAGAAGUCGAGGGUUGAGAAUUCGACUAAUGUAGAGGUCGAACGUUGAGAACUCGACAAACAAAGAAAAACUUGAAAACAAUAUGUGAUGAGGAAGUUUUGACAUACAUAAGUCAAAACUUCAACCCUCGACAAGGAAGAUAAGUGGGUGAAACUAAUU